AACCCUGACCCCCACCGCCGCGGCGACCACCACCACCCACCACUUGACCGUCGCCAACACCGCCGCACGCACACGAGCGCCAGCACGAACCACCGGACCGAGGCAGAGAUGGUGUCCGCCUCCUCCUCCUGGGUCAUCCUGGGCAGCGUGCCGCGGGUGACGGCGGCGGACGCCGACCUCCCUCCGGGCGCCGACCUCUCCCUCGCGCUGCCGCCGCCGCCGCGCGUCGCGCUCCUCACCAUCCCGCCGCGCAUCUUCCCGGGCCGCACCGCCUCGGACAACUACCCGUCCAUCGUCGCCGCCGACCCCACUGGCCUCCUCCUCCUCCACGCCGACCAGGGCCGCGCCACGGGCCCGACAGUCAUCCACACCCCCCACCAUAAGGAGUUCGCCUGGCGCUCGUUCGUCGCGGGCUACUUCGUGCUCGACGCCACCACCGCCUCCGCGCUUCCGCUCCCCAAGCCCGAGCUCAUCAUGCACCUGGGCCACCUCGGCCUCAUCUCCUCCCCGGGGGGUGGCGGCCACUACAUGGUCGUCGAGCUCCAGCCCAUCCUCGGCCGUCAGGAGGGCACGCUCCUGCGCUUCUCGUCCGACGUCGGAGAGUGGGUCAGCAAGGGCAUCCACAUCCCGCUGCCUUUCCGGAUGCUGGCCCCCAACGGCGUCGUCUCCUACUACGGGAGGCUCUGGUGGGUCGACCUCUCCUGGUGCCUCCUCACCUGCGACCCCUUCCAGGACGCGCCGGUGCUCAGGGCCGUCCCGCUACCGCCGGGCAAGGUGCUCAAGUGCAGGGAGGGCUGGGGACUCCUCGACAAGUACCGCUGCGUGCGUGUCAGCGGCGGCAAGCUGCGGUUUUUGGACAUGUACCGGAACCGUGACAGCCGCGGCUCUGCACAGAUCAGCGUCUGGACGCUCGCCGAUCCGGACACCACGGAGUGGACGCUCGAGUACGAGGCCGCCUUCACGGAGAUCUGGGACGACGCGAGCUACAAGGCGACUGGUCUGCCAAGGAAGAUCCCGGUGCUUGGGCUCAUCCACCCCACCAACCCUGACGUGGUCUACUUCUUCCUCGACGAGCAUCUGCUCGGUGUCGACGUGCGUGCUCGCAAGGUUGUGGAGUGUGAGGUCUACGAGCUGGUUGCGCCGCCUAGCGAGCACGUCGCCACCCGCUUCAUUCACGCUUGGCAGCUGCCACGGGCUCUCUGCUCAGGUUCUGCAAGUGCAAAGGAGACUGAAGAUGGCGUGAAUGAAGAGUUGCAGCAACUCCAUCUCUAAGAGGAGACUGAGGAAUGAGAACCAGUGUAGAGGGAGUAAUACAUCAAGUUAUCAGGUGGCUAUGGCGUCUUUUCGACAGCACUUGACUCAACGAAACCGGCAACAGCAUGAAACUUUUUGCUUGUUUUUCUUGUCACUGUUUAAGUUCAGAUGCUACCAAGUGCUGGCCUUUAUAAUUUGGCGCAAUGUUUGAAAACUUGAUCUACCGUCUUGGCUCAGAACAGAAUGAUUAUCUGUGUCAGUAAGACAGUGAGCCCUUGUUAUGUCUCUUGUUAUCUUUGUCAACCCAUGCUCCUCCAUGGUUCGAAAAAUAUGCUUUUGAUGGAUCGAAAAA
Messenger RNA from Hordeum vulgare subsp. vulgare (domesticated barley), 1606 nucleotides. RefSeq lists its product as uncharacterized. The transcript is spliced from 3 exons. The coding region runs from base 109 to 1272 and encodes 387 amino acids. The record is from RefSeq and is a predicted model, not a curated record. NCBI's taxonomy places the organism in Eukaryota, Viridiplantae, Streptophyta, Magnoliopsida, Poales, Poaceae.